Acyrthosiphon pisum (pea aphid) is the source of this 1539-nucleotide messenger RNA. Its product is annotated as intraflagellar transport protein 52 homolog. The transcript has 5 exons. The record is from RefSeq and is a predicted model, not a curated record. The coding region runs from base 871 to 1491 and encodes 206 amino acids. NCBI's taxonomy places the organism in Eukaryota, Metazoa, Arthropoda, Insecta, Hemiptera, Aphididae. Gene Ontology annotation, cellular component: centriole; cilium; intraciliary transport particle B. Gene Ontology annotation, biological process: intraciliary transport; cilium assembly.
UGAAGUAUACACUUGACACCAAUUCUUGUCUAUGCUUGACACUAGGCAGUUGCGUGAUAGAUUAAAUUACUUCUAUCUAAAUCUAUCGUGGACAGUUGUUACUUGUGUCUUGUAUUUACCAUUUUACUAUUUAUCGGAGCCAUAGACAUAUAAAUAAUUUUUCAUUAAUAUGUCUAUGUUUGGAGCCCCCGAUGACCCGAUCACUGGAGAUCACGAUUAAAGAUAUAUAUCUCUAAUCGUGCUGGAGAUUUAUGAAUUGUGAUAAUGUGAUCUAGUUCCAUGAGUAUCCACUUAUGACGGCGCUAGUAAUGCUACAAGGCAAAAUACCCCGUACCUCGACCUGUUCAGUGUUCAACCAUUAUAAUCUAUAUUAUGUUCAACAACAUUCCGUUGUCAACCUCUGAAAGUCUGAACCUCCCCACACCCACCGACCAUUUCGCGUCUAGUCCAUACUGACCGUACUCAACAAGAAUUAAGAUAUAAUCUUAAUUCGUGAUACUCAAUAGCCUAGUCCUGUUUAAUUCUUUUCUAUGCCCGUUUGUCUCCGUCCGUGAUUCAUUAUAAUAUUAUACUUAACUAUGGCUUAGUGAUGAGUGCUAUAAAGAAUAAAGAUCUUUAAUCGUCAUGACGCGGGAUCACGUAUAGAUUUUUUAAUAGUAUGCUCGGGAUCUAUAUCUUAUACAUAUAGGUAGUAUUGUCUUUUCACUAUUUAGUAUUUCAGUACUUCUGUCUUCAGACUUUACUCUUCGAGUCUUCGAUAUUUCAGUCAUAGAAAACGGAAUAGAUUUCAUCUGUUCUGUGCUUCAGUCAUUCUCAAAUCUGAACUCAGCGGUUUACGACACAUAAUUUAUAAGUUUAACCACAGAAAUUAUGAAUAAUAUGGCAGAUAGUAACAAUAAUAUUAUAUUAUUUGAUAUGGCUAAAAAUGAAAUGUUUGAUAUCAAUGAUAAUUUGAAAAUUUUGAGAAGGAAAUUGCAGGGAUCUUAUACGAUUGCCAUAAAUAAACAUGAGAUCACAGUGGAUGUCUUAAAUGGUGUGCAGUUAGUUGUAUUUGGAGCUCCACGUGCUAUGUUUUCAGAAGCAGAAUUUAAUUGUCUUCAUAAAUAUAUUGAUCUUGGAGGAUCCGUAUUAGUUAUGUUUUCUGAAGGAGGCGAAAAAGAACUACAUACUAAUAUAAAUUAUUUAUUAGAAGAAUUUGGUAUAAUGGUUAAUAGUGACUAUGUAUUACGCACACACUAUUAUUUAUAUUUCCACCCAAAAGAAUGUCUGGUUAAAGAUGGUGUUGUUAAUGAAGCUGUGGCUAAAUAUUUGGACCGAGAAAAUGAAAACCCAUCAAAAUGUAUAAGUUUUGUAUUUCCUUAUGGUGCUAGUUUAAAUGUGGCUAAACCAGCUGCUCCUAUACUUACUAGUGGUUCUGUUGCUUAUCCUCUUAAUAGACCACUCUGUGCUUUUUAUUCUGCUUCAAAGUAUUCCAACAAAGGUACCAUUUAACAAAUAUUUAAUAAUACACAAAUUGCAUUAUAUUGUGUUAAUUGAAUU